GAGAGAGGGAGAGUUUUUCUUGAUACAAAAACGCGGAACAUCUCUGCGCGAAGCACCGAAGACCCGCCACGGUUUCUGCGGCCUCCCCCCUCUCCGUUUCCCGUCUUUUCACCGCCGGAAUCCUCCAUCCGAUCGGUUUCCCGGUCACCGCAUUGCAAUCCGAUCGCCGGAUCCAUCGGUCCGACGGGAUUUCUUGUUCUCUGUUGUAUCGCUGAUAGGCUCGAGAGGAAGAGAAGAAAGAAGAGAAAAAACGAGGGGUUUCGCGAUCUCUUUUGGCGUAGGAUCGGAGAGUUUAGGGUUUAGAUUCGGAUACCGGGUGGGUUUAGUGCUACAGAUGACAAUUCCAUGUUCCACUCAUCCGGCAGAACAAUGAAAUGGGCGACAUUGCUUAAGGACAUAAAGGAGAAGGUAGGACUAUCGCAUUCUUCAUCGUCCUUGCCCACCUCUGUCGCUCAUGGAGAGGCCGAGCGCCCGCAACUGGAUGGCAUCUCCGAGUCUGCCGCGAGAGAAAAACAUGAACUUGAGUUGGACUUCAGAAGAAAUUGGGAGUUAUUUCGCUCAUCCAGCUUGGAAAAGGAGAAAGAAGAUGCACUCAAUAUGGCUGUUGAUAUCUUCUGCCGAUUAGUGAAGCAGCAGAUAAAUGUCCCUCAAUUGAUUAACAUGCUUGUUGAACCACACAUAUUCUCUUUUGUCAUUGGAAGAGCAUUUGUUUCAGACGUUGAGAAAUUGAAAAGCUUAAGCAAGACCAGAUGUUUGCACGUUUCAAACAUAUUGGACUUUUUUACCAAUGUCACCAAGGGAGGCAUCAAUCCUGGUUUAAAUUUAUUGUGUGCUGUUCAGGCUCUAGUUUCUGGGCCCCUUGAUAAGCAACCUCUUUUGGAUUCUGGAAUUCUCAGCUGUCUGAUUCAUAUUCUCAACGCUCUUCUUUGUCCUGAUAAUGUAAAUGAUCAACCAAAUCCAGAUGUCUCAGAAACACCUAUAUUACAGGAAAAAGCUCGUGAUGCCAAUGCCACGAAAAGACACCAGCUUGAGGUUGAAGGAAUUAUAGUGCAUGUUAUGAAGGCUUUGGCGAGUCAACCCUCAGCUGCCCUGAGUUUAACCGAGGAUAAUUCGCUGCAGCUGCUGUUUCAUAUGGUUGCAACAGGGUCUUUGACCGUCUUUUCAAAGUUCAGGAUGGGACUCAUUCCUUUACAUACCAUCCAGCUCCAUCGGCAUGCCAUGCAGAUCCUUGGUCUUCUUCUGGUUAAUGACAAUGGGAGCACUGCAAAGUAUAUACGCAAGCAUCAUCUGAUAAAAGUUUUCCUGACGGCUGUGAAGGAUUUUAAUCCUGAAAUUGGUGAUUCUGCAUAUACUAUGGGAAUAGUAGAUUUGCUUCUUGAGUGUGUGGAACUGUCAUAUAGGGCAGAAGCGGGAGGAAUAAGACUCAGGGCGGACAUACACAAUGCACAUGGAUAUCAAUUUCUUGUGCAAUUUGCUCUGGUACUGUCUGCCUUGCAAAAGAAUCAAGUUCAUUCUGUUGAGCGCAAAUUAGCUUCCGAUGAUUUCCAUUCUUCAGAUGGUCUGCAUGGAACUCAUAGCACUGCAGCACAAGAUUCUGGUGGCAGGGGUGAUCUUUCACCACCCCAUCUUUCACCUUCACUAUCCAGGCUGCUUGAUGUCUUGGUAAACCUAUCACAGACAGGCCCAGCUGAAAGUACUACAGUUGGAAGCAGAGGACCUAAACCCAUAAAUAGCAAGGCAACUGCACAUAGUAGUCGACCUUCUGCUGAGAGGAUUGAAGAUGUACGAGAAAGAGACAGUACAAAAGUGAAAGAUCUAGAAGCCAUCCAGAUGUUACAAGAUAUUUUUCUUAAGGCUGACAAUGUAGAUUUACAGGAUGAAGUUCUGAACAGGAUGCUUAAGCUUUUCUCUAGUCAUAUUGAGAAUUACAAGAUAUGUCAAGAGCUACGGACUGUGCCUCUUUUCAUUCUAAACAUGACAGGUUUUCCCAUAUUUUUGCAAGAAAAAAUUUUGAAGAUUUUAGAAUAUGCUGUGACAGUUAUUAAUUGUGUUCCCGAACAGGAGCUUCUUUCUCUUUGUUGCUUGUUGCAGCAACCAAUAACAGCAGAACUUAAGCAUUCGAUUCUUACCUUUUUCAUAAAACUGUUGUCCUUUGAUCAACAGUACAAAAAAGUGCUACGUGAAGUUGGUGUUUUGGAGGUUAUUUUGGAUGACAUCAAGUGUCAUAAAUACCUCUCUGGUUCAGAGAAUUCUAAUCUUCCUCAGAAUAUGUCUACCUCUAACAGUUUCACAAAACACAAGGACAGCAAAGAUGCAAUCCUUUCUUCACCGAAGAUAACAGGAUCUGGUUCAGGAAAGUUUAGAUUAUUUGAAGAUGAGGGCACAAUUGCCGCUGCAUGGGAUUGUCUUGUGUCUUUACUUAAGAAAGCAGAAGCUAACCAAUCAUCUUUUAGGCUGUCCAAUGGUGCUACUCUUGUUUUACCAUUCCUGGCAUCGGACACUCACAGAAGUGGGGUUCUGCGAUUGUUGACAUGUUUGAUAACGGAAGAUAUUAAACAGGCUCAUCCUGAAGACCUUGGUGCCCUUAUUGAGAUUCUUAAAAGUGGCAUGAUUACUAGCAUGUCUGGAUCUCAAUAUAAACUCCAUCAUGAUGCAAAAUGUGAUACACUGGGAGCCCUUUGGCGUAUUUUGGGAGCUAAUCAUUCAGCACAGAGGGUCUUUGGUGAAGCAACUGGAUUUUCACUUCUACUCACAAUGCUCCAUAGUCUUCACAGGGAAGCAGGAAAUGAUGAUACUCAACCUUCUUUAAUGGUUCACAUGAAAAUCUUUUGUUUUCUGCUGCGUGUUAUGACGGCGGGCGUGUACAAUAACUCUGUGAAUCGGAUUAGCCUGCAUUCUGUUAUAUCAUCACAGGCAUUUUAUGAUCUUUUGUGUGAAUCGGGUUUGCUUUGUGUUGAUUACGAGAAGGAAGUUAUUCAGCUGUUGUUGGAGCUUACCCUUGAAAUUGUGCUCCCACCUCAAUCUGUGAAUCUGCAGCAAGCAGAAGGUGUGCCUUAUGAGAUUGUUGAAAGCGGGUCAGCUGGUUAUUUUAUAAGUUCAUCAUCUUUUAGGCCAGAGAAAGAGCGAGUCUAUAAUGCAGGUGCUAUUGUAGUGCUGAUCAGGUCACUGUUGCAAUUCACGCCAAAAGUACAGCUUGAUUUACUCAAUUUUAUGGAAAAGCUUGCUCAUGCUGGCCCCUUCAAUCAGGAAAAUCUGACAUCUGCAGGUUGUGUGGGACUGCUGCUGGAGACAGUCCAUCCAUUCCUUUCAAGCUCUUCAUCACUGCUAUCACAUACUCUGAGAGUUGUACAGGCACUUGGCUCAUACAGAUUAUCUUCAGCAGAGCUCCGAAUCCUUGUUAGAUACAUUUUGCAAUCAAAGCUGAUACAUUCAGGUUACAGCCUUGUGGGAAUGAUGAAAAGAUUGAUUGAUAUGGAGGUAACGACUUCAGAAAAUGUUGCCUUAGCACCUUUCAUGGAGAUGGAUAUGAGCAAGAUAGGGCAUGCAUCAAUUCAAGUAUCUCUUGGGGAGAGAACAUGGCCGCCUGCUGCUGGGUAUUCAUUUGUAUGUUGGUUUUGGUUUACUAAUUUUAUGAGAAGUGCAGAGGAAAAGGAACAAUCUAGAGCCGGUCACACCAAAAAAAUAGCCUUCUCUGGAGGAGGCCAGAAUAUGGGAAAACAUGUUCUCCGAAUCUUUUCUGUUGGAACUGUCGAAGAUGUCAGUUCCUUCUAUGCUGAGCUUUAUCUCCAAGACGAUGGUGUUUUCACUCUUUCAACAAGCAACUCGUGCUCACUGUCAUUCCCCAGUGUUGAGCUGGAAGAGAAUAGGUGGCAUCAACUUGCUGUUGUGCAUAGCAAGCCGAAUGCCUUAGCUGGACUUUUUCAAGCCAGUGUAGCAUAUCUUUAUCUUGAUGGAAAGCUGAGACAUACAGGAAAGUUGGGAUACUCUCCAUCACCAAUUGGAAAACAGUUGCAAGUAACAAUAGGAACACCAAUAUCCUGUGCCAAAAUUUCUGAUCUAUCCUGGCGUAUGCGAUGCUGCUACCUCUAUGAAGAGGUGCUUACUUCAGGUGGAAUUUGCUUCACGUAUCUUCUUGGAAGAAAAUAUCGAGGGCUUUUCCAGGAUGCAGAUCUACUGCAGUUUGUACCUAAUGAGGCUUGCGGUGGAGGCAACAUGGCUAUCUUAGAUUCACUGGAUGCUGAGUCUCCUGUUGCAUCCAAUGUCCAAAGACCUGACACUCUUAGCAAGCAGGGAAGCUUCAAAUCAGAUGGCAGUUGCUUGGUGUGGGACUUGGAAAGGCUGACUAACCUUUCCUUACAGCUGUCUGGGAAAAAGCUCAUCUUUGCAUUUGAUGGAACAUCUGAAUCCUUUCGAACAUCUGGCACACUCUCCAUUCUCAAUCUAGUCGAUCCGAUGUCUGCUGCAGCAUCACCAAUUGGUGGAAUCCCACGCUUUGGUCGUCUCCAUGGUGAUAUCUCUAUCUGCAGUCCAUGUGUAAUAGGAGACAGUGUUCGUGCAGUUGGUGGCAUGACCGUCGUGCUGGCUCUAGUCGAAGCUGCAAAUACUAGGGAUAUGUUGCACAUGGCUCUAUGUUUGCUUGCCUCUGCUCUCCAUCAAAAUCCUCAAAAUGUGCAAGAUAUGCAAGUAUAUCGAGGAUAUCACUUACUUGCUCUUUUCUUGCAUCGGAGGAUGACAUUGUUUGACAUGCAAUCACUUAAUAUCUUUUUCCAAAUUGCUGCUUGUGAGGCUUCAUUCUCUGACAAACAGAAAGCCCAGCGAACUCAAAGUGUUCUGUCUAACAGAAUUACAGUUUCUGAAGCCACCUGUGAUGAUGGUGCAAUGAAGUUUGAUGAUCUUUCAUCUGUUGGGUCUCAUGGUGAUCUGAUGGAAGACUUUGUGGAACAGAAAGACUUAGUUAGUAAUAUCUCAGAGCUUGAAAAUGCUGAUCUACAGCAGGAAAACUCCAACUGCAUAGUAUUGUCAAAUGCAGACAUGGUUGAGCAUGUUCUCUUGGAUUGGACCGUGUGGGUUACUGCUCCCAUUCCUAUUCAAAUUGCUCUUUUAGGCUUUCUGGAGCAUUUGGUUUCCAUGCACUGGUACCGCAACCACAAUCUUACAAUCUUGCGGCAGAUUAACCUUGUUCAACACUUGCUUGUAACUUUGCAGAGAGGUGACGUCGAAGUCCCCGUGUUGGAAAAAUUGGUGGUCUUGCUGGGAGUUAUAUUGGAGGAUGGAUUUUUAGUUACUGAAUUGGAGCUUGUGGUCAAGUUUGUUAUUAUGACAUUUGAUCCACCAGAGUUGACACAGCGUCGCCAAGUUACUCGAGAAGCAAUGGGAAAGCAUGUCAUUGUCAGGAAUAUGUUACUUGAAAUGCUUAUUGAUUUACAGGUGACAAUAAAAUCAGAAGAAUUGCUUGAACAGUGGCAUAAAAUUGUUUCUUCCAAGUUAAUUACAUAUUUUCUUGAUGAGGCUGUUCAUCCUACGAGCAUGAAAUGGGUCAUGACACUGCUUGGAGUUUGCCUUUCUUCUUCCCCUACUUUUGCCCUUAAAUUUCGCAAUAGUGGGGGUUUCCAAGGUUUAGCUCGUGUCCUUCCAAGUUUCUAUGACUCUCCUGAAAUAUAUUACACACUCUUUUGUUUAAUAUUUGGUAAGGCAGUUUAUCCAAGGCUGCCAGAAGUCCGCAUGCUUGACUUCCAUGCGCUUAUUCCCAGUGAUUUGAACCAUAGUGAAUUGAAGUUUGUUGACCUUUUAGAAUCUAUGAUUGCUAUGGCUAAGGCCACAUUUGAUAGACUCAGCUUGCAGUCCAUGUUUGCAUAUCAGGCUGGUGUUCAUUCACAGGUCAGUGCUUCAUUGGCUGCUGAUCUCAUUGAUGGGGCAAACAACAUGGGAGGAGAUCUUCAGGGUGAAGCUUUAUUACAUAAGACUUAUGCAGCUCGUUUAAUGGGUGGGGAGGCAGCUGCUCCAGCAGCUGCCACUUCUGUUCUGAGGUUCAUGGUUGAUCUGGCAAAAAUGUGUCACCCAUUUUCAGCCAUUUGUCGACGAUCAGAUUUUCUUGAAGGCUGUGUAGACUUGUAUUUCUCUAGCGUGAGGGCUGCAUCUGCACUGAAAUUGGCAAAGAAUAUGUCUGUACGAACAUUGGAGGACAAAAACUUGAAUGAUUCUGAUGACACACAUAGCUCUCAAAAUACAUUCUCUAGCUUACCUGAGCAGGAGCAGUCGGCCAAAACAUCCAUAAGUGUGGGCAGCUUUCCUCAAGGCCAGAUAAGUACGAGUUCAGAAGAUUUAGUUGGAGACCAAAAUGUCACAUCUGUAGAUAAUGGUGAUAAAGAAACAACUGCAGAUGAUGGUGAUAAAGAAACGACUGCAGAUGAUGGUGAUAAAGAAACGACUGCAGAUGAUGGUGAUAAUGAAACAACUCUUGCGCUCCUCAGUUCAGACAAACCAUUUCUGGGUGAUGAUGAGCAUGAUAAUGGUGAUAUUCAUGGGCAACUGCCUGGGAUAACCUUUGACUCUGAAGAACUUGUUCAGCAGAGCAGUGAGAUACAUGGUCAUGUUCAACAAGCGGAUUCACUCAGUCCUGUGUCUUUAGUUGUCCCUGAUUCCCCUGCUUUGUCUGAAAAAUCUAACUUCAAGAUUGGUAGCUUUACACCCACUUCCUCACCGAUAAUAGCAUUGACAUCUUGGUUUGGUAGUGCGGGCCAUUCGGAUGGUAAAGUACAUCUUACUGGUACUCCAUCCAUGAAUUCUUCAGUAUCUGGGAGUGAAAUGGAACUGCUACAAGAUGCCAAAUCUAGCUUUCAAGAAUCCUUGGUCGUGAAUAUGCUUUUCACUGUUACUCCUCAGCUUUUGUUGGAAAUGGAAGAUGCUGGUUCUGGAGGAGGACCAUGUGCUGCAUCAGCUAGUGCAGUUUUAGAUUUCAUUGCAGAAGUUCUUGCUGAUAUAGUGACAGAGCAAAUUAAAGCUGCACAAGUUAUUGAAGCCAUCUUGGAGACUAUUCCUUUAUAUGUUGAUGCAGAGUCUGCACUUGUUUUUCAGGGUUUGUGCCUGAGCAGAUUGAUGAAUUUUUUGGAGAGACGACUGCUACGUGAUGAUGAGGAAAUGGAAAAAAAGCUUGACAAAGGCCGUUGGUCCUUAAACCUUGACACAAUAUGUUGGAUGAUUGUUGAUCGCAUGUAUAUGGGUGCCUUUCCUCGGCCUAGUGGUGUCCUGAGAACUUUGGAGUUUUUAUUGUCUAUGUUGCAAUUUUCCAACAAAGAUGGGCGUAUCCAAGAUACUACACCAACAGGAAAGGGCCUCUUGUCCAUAGCAAGAGGAAACAAACAACUUGAAGCAUACAUACAUUCACUUCUGAAGAACACAAACCGCAUGAUAAUGUACUGUUUUCUGCCAUCAUUCUUGAGCACGAUUGGGGAGAAUCAUUUCUUGUCAAGGAUUGGUUUCCAAAUUGAACCGAAUAAAAAUUUUCUGAUAAAUACUGCAGAAGAUAGCACUUCCAGCAUUGAUGUAUGCACAGUCUUGCAGCUACUAAUUGCCCAUCAGCGACUUAUAUUUUGUCCAAGUAAUGUAGAUUCUGACUUGAUUUGUUGUCUCACCAUAAACUUGAUAUACCUUCUUCGAGAUAGAAGAAGAACUGCGCAAAACAUGGCAAUGGAUAUUCUCAAGUAUUUGUUAUUGCAUCGCCGUGCUGCACUGGAGGAAUUACUUGUUUCCAAACCAAGUCAAGGACAAGUUCUAGAUGUUUUACAUGGAGGUUUUGACAAACUAUUGACUGGAAGUUCUUCAGCUUUCUAUGAAUGGCUUCAUAAGUCUGAACAGAUUGUCAGAAAAGUGUUGGAGCAGUGUUCUGCUAUAGUGUGGGUACAGUAUAUUGCUGGGUCAGCAAAAUUCCCUGCUGUGAGAAUAAAAGGUAUGGAAGUACGUCGGAAAAGAGAAAUGAUACGAAGAUCAAAAGAGGUGUCAAAGUUGGACUUUAAACACUUUGAACAGAUGAGUGAGAGGAGAUAUGCACUAGAACUGGUCCGAGAGGCAAUGUCAACUGAGCUGAGAGUUCUUCGUCAAGAUAAAUAUGGUUGGGUGCUUCAUGCUGAGAGUGAGUGGCAAUACCAUCUUCAGCAACUUGUACAUGAGAGAGGAAUAUUUCCAGUACAGUCUUCUCUUUUCACUAAAGAACCUGAUUGGCAGCUCUGCCCCAUUGAAGGGCCAUACCGUAUGCGUAAAAAGUUAGAGCGUUGCAAGCUGAGGAUUGAAACUAUUGAUGAUAUCUUGAACAAGUUCCAAGAUUCAAGAGAAGAAGGUCUGACCAAGGAAAAUGAUGAUUAUCCUGUUGAAUCUGAGUCAAAUCCAGACUCACUUUUUCACAUUUUAUCUGGUGAUGCCCAGGAGAAGUGCUUUAAUGGGAUGGAUUAUGAUGAUUCUUUUUUUAAAGAAGCAGAGGAAUUUAUUGAUGGAGGUUCCUCUUCUGCUCAAAUUGGUUGGAAUGAUGACCAGUGUAGCAGCAAGAACGAGCAAAGUUUGCACUCAGCCCUUGAACCCGUUGUCAAAUCAAGCUCAUUUUCUGUUCAAAUGACAGAGAGUUUUAAUGGAAGAUCGGAUCUGGGUUCUCCUCGCCAAUCUUCCUCAAUGAGAAUCGAUGAAUCAAAAGGUGCCGUGGAAAAGCCAGAGAAAGAACUAUAUGACAAUGGUGAAUACUUAAUUAGACCUUAUCUAGAACCAUUUGAGAAGAUUAGGUUUCGCUACAAUUGUGAACGUGUUGUUGGACUAGACAAACACGAUGGCAUUUUUCUAAUUGGGGAUCUUUGUUUAUAUGUAAUCGAGAACUUUUACAUUGAUGAUGAUGGUUGUAUAUGUGAGAAGGAAUGUGAAGAUGAACUCUCUGUCAUAGAUCAAGCUUUGGGUGUGAAGAAGGACGUUACUGGCAGCUCAGAUUUCCAGCCAAAGAGUCCUGCACCUUGGGAGACUACAGUUAAAGCAUUAGUUGGAGGAAGAGCAUGGGCUUAUAGUGGUGGUGCUUGGGGCAAGGAAAAAGCUUGCAAUAGUGGCCAUCUGCCUCAUCUAUGGCGAAUGUGGAAGCUCGAAAGUGUUCAUGAGAUUUUAAAACGUGACUAUCAGCUACGUCCUGUUGCAAUUGAAAUAUUUAGCAUGGAUGGCUGUAAUGAUCUGCUAGUUUUCCACAAGAGGGAAAGAGAAGAAGUAUUCAAGAAUUUGGUGGCAAUGAAUCUCCCAAGGAACAGCAUGUUGGACACUACAAUCUCUGGGUCGCUAAAGCAAGAGAAUAGUGAGAGGGGCCGUCUUUUCAAGAUUAUGGCCAAGUCAUUUUCGAAAAGAUGGCAGAAUGGAGAAAUUAGCAACUUUCAGUACCUCAUGCACCUAAACACUCUUGCUGGACGUGGAUAUAAUGAUCUCACACAGUAUCCAGUUUUCCCUUGGGUUCUUGCAGACUAUGAAAGUGACACUCUCAAUCUUUCAGAUCCCAAGUCAUUUCGUAAGCUUGAUAAACCAAUGGGCUGCCAAACUCCAGAAGGAGAGGAGGAAUUUAGGAAAAGGUAUGAAAGUUGGGAUGAUCCAGAUGUCCCAAAAUUUCACUAUGGUUCACACUACUCUAGUGCUGGUAUUGUGCUAUUCUAUCUUCUAAGGUUGCCUCCAUUCAGUAUGGAGAAUCAGAAGCUACAAGGGGGGCAGUUUGAUCAUGCUGAUCGUCUUUUCAACAGCGUAAGAGAUACAUGGUUGAGUGCUUCAGGUAAGGGUAAUACAUCUGAUGUGAAGGAGCUCAUCCCUGAGUUCUUUUACAUGCCAGAGUUCCUCGAAAACAGAUUUCAUCUUGACUUGGGUGAAAAACAAUCAGGAGAGAAGGUUGGUGAUGUGUUGCUACCACCUUGGGCAAAAGGCAGUGCCAGAGAGUUCAUAAGAAAGCACAGGGAGGCACUGGAAUCAAAUUAUGUUUCUGAGAAUCUGCAUCACUGGAUAGAUCUUAUCUUCGGGUAUAAACAAAGAGGGAAGGCAGCAGAGGAAUCUGUUAAUGUUUUCUAUCAUUAUACAUAUGAGGGUAGCGUCGAUAUUGAUUCUGUAUCAGAUCCUGCCAUGAAAGCUUCUAUAUUGGCACAGAUUAACCAUUUCGGUCAGACGCCUCGGCAACUCUUCCUUAAACCACAUGUGAAGCGUCGCUCUGACUGUAAGCCACCCAUGCACAUAUUGCGACAUUAUAAUGAGUUGGUUUCACAUGAGGUUCGGAAAGCAGCAUCUCCUAUAACUCAAAUUGUCACCUUCUAUGAGAAAAUCCUCGUUGCUGGAGCAAAUAACCUGUUAAAACCAAUUACAUACAGCAAGUACAUUGCAUGGGGAUAUCCUGAUCGUAGUUUACGAUUUAUAAGCUAUGACCAGGACAGGCUCCUCUCGACCCAUGAGAACCUUCAUGGAGGAAGCCAAUUGCGGUGUGCAGGAGUUAGUCAUGAUGGCAAUAUUUUGGUGACUGGUGGCGAUGAUGGAGUUGUUUCUGUUUGGCGAAUAGGCAAGGAAGGAAACCGUGGGCAAUGUCGGUUACAGUUAAAGAGGUCUCUGUGUGCCCACACAGCCAAGAUUACAUGUUUGUUUGUCAGCCAACCUUACACCCUGAUAGUGAGUGGCUCAGAGGAUCACACUGUUAUAUUGUGGGAUCUUAGCGGCUUGGUGUUUGUAAAGCAGUUGCCUGAAUUUCCUGCACCUGUUUCAGCUGUGUAUGUCAAUGACUUAACUGGUGAGAUUGUCACAGCAGCUGGAGUUCUGCUUGCUGUGUGGAGCAUAAAUGGCGAGUGCCUGGCAGUGGUGAACACGUCUCAACUGCCAUCAGAUUCAAUCUUGUCAGUGACAAGCUCCAUUUCUUCUGAUUGGCUGGAGACAAACUGGUUUGUCACUGGACAUCUGAGUGGAGCCAUCAAGAUUUGGCGCAUGGUCCAUUUCUCAGAUGAAGUUCAGGCAAGCAGCGAGGCAAAUAGCAAGAUCAAGUCUCCUGUUAGUGGCACAGGAGCAGGUCUUGGGUUGAGUAUGAAGGCCCUGGAGUACAGGUUGAUACUUUGUAAGGUUCUUAAGAUCCAUAAACAUUCAGUGACUGCGCUGCAUCUCACUUCUGACCUGAAGCAGCUAUUGAGUGGGGAUUCUGGUGGUUUCUUGCUCUCAUGGACCCUACCUGAUGAGAGUGUGAGAAGCUCAUUUAAUCAGCGCAUGAUGGCCAAUGACAGAACUCCUGCUUCCUGAUUCUCUCUUGUCUGAUCAUCAGGGCUUGAAUGUAUCUGCUUUUAGCUAUCCUUGCCAAAGGAACAACUGCAUUGAAGAUGCAGCGCACCCAGAUGUCUGGACUAUUUUGAGGUCUUGAUUUCUGGCUGGAAAAGAUGUUCCUUCGGCUGGUUCAGACCAGUAGAUUGGCAAGGACAAGAACCCCGGAUGCAAAGUUUUUCAAGGCAAAAAGAAAAGAAAAGAAAUGAACACACACAAGUUGACAUACAUGACACAAGCAGUAGAACCAGGCACUAAAACAGAGGACAUGCAGAAUUCUGCUUCCGUUCUUGACUGGCUCUCCAUGGGCGGUUGAUCGUGGAUCAGCAGUAAUAUGCCUCCAUGAUCCACGUCCUGGCUGCAGGUAUUUUCUUGGUGUAAAUAGUUGCUAACGUAUGUGUGGUUGUAUAGGGUGGCCUGCAUAUGAUCUAAGAAUCUUAUGCUCCACCAUUAGCAAGACUGGCUGCUUUAAUGUUUCGGUCAUUCUUUGUAUGGAUGCAACAGAGGCAUCUGUCGCACCCUUCGUUUCGAUAUCAGGUAGAAAGGAGAAAGGAAGUGGUUUUUUCUUUUUGCUCCCUCAUGUCCCGUUGCCUUGUUUUUUGGCAGGAAUAGUUUUGUCAUUCUGUUAAUUAUGAGUUGUUAUUUGUUAAAAAAUCUCCUUUGUUGCCCUUGUUUA
Molecule: messenger RNA, 11959 nt
Organism: Nymphaea colorata (pocket water lily)
Lineage: Eukaryota; Viridiplantae; Streptophyta; Magnoliopsida; Nymphaeales; Nymphaeaceae
Product: protein SPIRRIG
Exons: 19
Coding region: 346-11265 (3639 amino acids)
Molecular function (GO): protein binding
Source: RefSeq, a predicted model, not a curated record